AUGGCUUUAAAAUAGGAAGAUCUUGGCUCAAAUUAUGACGAAUAAGUCACUUAGGAUUUAUUUGUCUAAAAUGCUUAAGUAAAGAGCCAAAAUGUUGAAAAUAUCAAGAAGAGAGAUUACAAGAUUGGAGAAUAAAAUUAAAAAUAUGAUCACUCUCUACUGCUAGCAUAAAUGACUCUCUGA
Molecule: messenger RNA, 183 nt
Organism: Stylonychia lemnae
Lineage: Eukaryota; Ciliophora; Spirotrichea; Sporadotrichida; Oxytrichidae
Source: the annotation of a GenBank genome assembly